Messenger RNA from Leptonychotes weddellii (Weddell seal), 1441 nucleotides. RefSeq names its product prostaglandin reductase 1 (gene PTGR1). Gene Ontology annotation, molecular function: 15-oxoprostaglandin 13-reductase [NAD(P)+] activity; 2-alkenal reductase [NAD(P)H] activity. Gene Ontology annotation, biological process: prostaglandin metabolic process. NCBI's taxonomy places the organism in Eukaryota, Metazoa, Chordata, Mammalia, Carnivora, Phocidae. Gene Ontology annotation, cellular component: cytoplasm. The record is from RefSeq and is a predicted model, not a curated record.
GAUGAAUUUCCCUUGAAAUUUCCAUCCAUGCUACUGAAGAGGUAGUGGAAACUGCGGGGUCGGAAACUUCAGGAUGGUUCAUGCUAAGAGCUGGACCCUGAAGAAGCUCUUUGAAGGCAGCCCUACUCAUAGUAACUUUGAGUUAAAGACAGUUGAACUCCCAUCCUUAAAAAAUGGGGAGGUCCUGCUGGAAGCUUUGUUCCUUACUGUGGAUCCUUAUAUGAGAGUGCGGGCGGCCAAAAGAUUGAAGGAGGGUGAUAUGAUGAUUGGGCAGCAAGUGGCCAGAGUUGUGGAAAGUAAAAACUCAGCCUUCCCAGCAGGAACUGUGGUAGUGGCUUUUUCAGGCUGGACGACACACUCUAUUUCUGAUGGGAAAGAUCUGGAAAAGCUACCCACAGAGUGGCCAGACAUGGUACCGGUGUCUUUGGCUCUGGGAACAAUGGGCAUGACAGCCUACUUUGGCCUACUUGACAUCUGUGGUGUGAAGGAUGGAGAAACAGUGAUGGUUAAUGCAGCAGCAGGAGAAGUGGGCUCUGACGAAAAGGUUGCCUACCUCAAAAAGCUUGGACGUGAUGUUGUUGCCUUUAACUACAAAACAGUAGAGUCUUUGGAAGAAACUUUGAAAAAAGCCUCUACUGAUGGUUAUGAUUAUUACUUCGAUAAUGUAGGUGGAGAGUUUUCAAACAUUGUUAUCCCCCAGAUGAAGAAAUUUGGAAGAAUUGCUAUAUGUGGGGCCAUCUCUACAUAUAAUAGUACUUGCCCUCUUCCCCCAGGCCCACCCCCAGAAAAUACUAUCUAUCAGCAUCUCCUCAUGGAAGGGUUCAUCGUCACCCACUGGCAAGGAGAGGCCCGCCAGAAGGCUCUGAAAGACUUGCUGAAAUGGGUCGUAGAGGGUAAAAUCCAGUACCAUGAAUACAUCACUCAAGGAUUUGAAAACAUGUCAACUACAUUCAUGGGAAUGCUGAAAGGAGAUAAUUUGGGAAAAACAAUAGUGAAACUCAAAGGAGGAAAAUUUGAGUACACCUGUAUGUUUUAUUUAGGAACCAUGGACCUACAUCUGAAUGUCAGUUUUACCAUCUACAGUCUUAAUAAAUUUGCUCCUACCAGCAGUAUGGGAGAGUUCCUGUUUUUCUUGGUCUGGGCCAACCACGGAGAGGAAAAGGUCUUGCCUUUCACUCCUGGACUGGUGAGAGAACCAAUUCUCGGAAGAAAGGAAAUCACAGAGCACCUCUUGCGGAAAAAGUACACAGACCACCUCACAAUCUCUGCAUUAUCAGUGGCCAGAGACAGCCCUCAUCAUCGGUCUGUCACAGAUGAUCAGAUGGUACCAUCACACCAGAUCACCGGAACAGAGCUUGGAGACCCUGUCAUUCCUUCACCUCAUAGCCCAGCUCAAGAGGAACUGCUGGGAAGUGAGAACCCCCUGCAGCAUCCAUCAUGA